This is a messenger RNA of Vicia villosa (hairy vetch), 1181 nucleotides long. RefSeq names its product phosphoglucan phosphatase LSF2, chloroplastic-like. Bases 118 to 963 code for a protein of 281 amino acids. Gene Ontology annotation, cellular component: chloroplast. NCBI's taxonomy places the organism in Eukaryota, Viridiplantae, Streptophyta, Magnoliopsida, Fabales, Fabaceae. Gene Ontology annotation, molecular function: carbohydrate phosphatase activity; protein tyrosine/serine/threonine phosphatase activity; starch binding. The record is from RefSeq and is a predicted model, not a curated record. Gene Ontology annotation, biological process: protein dephosphorylation; starch catabolic process. The transcript is spliced from 5 exons.
CAUUGAUCUUAAAGGGCAUUUUGGUACAAACAACAUCAUCGUCAUCAAUCAUGUGCGAGAUACACAAAAAUAAAAACAACAGUCGAAUAAAAAACAAGAGAAUCAAACAACAAAGAAAUGGGAACUGUUAGUAACAUUGGUUUCUCUUCCGUAUUCAGAGUUUCUUUGAACACAGAGGUGGUUUCAAAGCAGAGGAAACACAAAUCAUCAUGCAGUUUUAGGAUUCCUCUGAACAAAAUCUGUUGUAAACUAUCAGAAAGUGGGAUUGAAGAGAGUCCUAUCACCAAAAAGGUAUCUACUAAAUCUAAGGAUAUGAUGGAAGAAUACAAUAUAGCUAUGAAGAGCAUGAUGAGGAAUCCUUAUGAGUAUCAUCAUGAUCUGGGUAUGAAUUAUACAGUUAUAACUGACAAUUUGAUUGUGGGGUCUCAACCACAGAAGCCUGAAGAUGUAGAUCAUCUUAAGAAUGAAGAAGGUGUGGCAUACAUUCUAAACUUGCAACAGGAUAAAGAUGCUGAGUUUUGGGGAAUAGACUUGCAGUCGAUAAUAAAAAGGUGUCGCGAAGUUGAAAUUCGGCACAUGAGGAGACCUGCAGUAGAUUUUGAUCCAAACUCUUUGCGAAGUGCACUACCUAAAGCAGUUUCAUCUUUGGAAUGGGCGAUUUCUGAGGGAAAAGGAAAAGUUUAUGUGCAUUGUACUGCAGGACUUGGAAGAGCUCCCGCAGUAGCAAUAUCUUAUUUGUUCUGGUUUUGUGACAUGAAUCUAAAUGAAGCAUAUGAUAUGCUAACUUCAAAGAGACCUUGCGGACCGAAUAAAAAAGCGAUACGUGGAGCUACUUAUGAUCUGGCUAAGAAUGAUCCAUGGAAGGAGCCGUUUGAGAGUCUUCCAGACCAUGCUUUUGGGGAUAUAGCAGACUGGGAGAGGAACCUGAUUCAAAAUGGUGUCCGCGCUCUUCGUGGAACUUGACAUAUUAGGUUAAUGCUUAUGGAGAUUCCUACACAAGUUGUUGUCCUUAAUAGGAUUGGCAUAUUUAUACAGAUUUAUAGGCAUAUUGCCUGUAACUCUGUAACUGGUACAAAAUAUUCUGUGUAAUAUUAUUGAUUGGCAAAUAAAUCAACUCUGUGGCUUAUGUACCAUGAUUGUAGACUGUAGAUUUAGUAAAUAAUAUUUGAGUAUUCCUCUUC